AUGCGCGCUUCUCUCGACUCCACUCUUCUUAUCUUAGCCAACAUUUUGGCGGUCAAGGCUCAGUCGUGUCCUGACAUUCACAUUUUUGGCGCUCGUGAAACUUCAGUUGCACCGGGUUUUGGAUCGGCUGGCCAACUAGUUGACAUGAUCAAGGCUGAUCACCCUGGCGCGACUUCAGAGGCUAUUGACUACCCUGCUUGUGGUGGCCAGGCUUCAUGUGGUGGUGUUCAGUACGGUGACUCUGCGAAGCAAGGUACACAAGCUGUUACCACUGCUGUGAACGGUCUGAACCAGCGUUGCCCUCAGACAAAGAUUGUUCUGGUUGGUUACUCUCAGGGCGGUCAAAUCAUGGACAACAACAUCUGCGGUGGGCCUGACUCUGGGGCUGGCAUAUCUGAUUCAUCCGUUCCUCUGUCCGCCAGUGCAGUCCAACAGGUCAAGGCUGUCAUCAUGCUCGGGGACCCUCGAUUCGUGAGCGGUCUAUCUUACGGAGUCGGCACAUGCACUGCCGGCGGUUUCGAUGCCAGACCUGCGGGCUUCACUUGCCCCAACGCAGACAAGGUGCAGAUCUACUGUGACUCUCAGGAUCCCUUCUGCUGCAAUGGAAACGACUCCAACCACCACCAGCAAUAUGUCAGCAUUUAUGGAAAAGAAGCUUUGGCAUUUGUUAACAGCAAGCUCUAA
This is a messenger RNA of Fusarium mangiferae, 684 nucleotides long. Its product is annotated as putative acetylxylan esterase precursor. The transcript has 3 exons. The record is from RefSeq and is a predicted model, not a curated record. Lineage: Eukaryota; Fungi; Ascomycota; Sordariomycetes; Hypocreales; Nectriaceae. Gene Ontology annotation, molecular function: hydrolase activity. The coding region runs from base 1 to 684 and encodes 227 amino acids.